This is a messenger RNA of Anopheles gambiae (African malaria mosquito), 1383 nucleotides long. It is a transcript of the gene holn1, whose product is annotated as CD2 antigen cytoplasmic tail-binding protein 2 homolog. The transcript has 2 exons. Gene Ontology annotation, molecular function: protein binding. Lineage: Eukaryota; Metazoa; Arthropoda; Insecta; Diptera; Culicidae. Gene Ontology annotation, cellular component: U5 snRNP. The record is from RefSeq and is a predicted model, not a curated record. Bases 186 to 1283 code for a protein of 365 amino acids.
CAUGCUGUCAGUGUGUCGCAGCUGUCAUCAAACAGGCCAAACAGUUUGUUUAUGUUAUGAUCGGCCACUCUACUCGGGGCAGCAGCAGCAGCAAGCUUGCUUUCGCGGCAUACGUUCGUGUGUACUGGGAAGGAAAAUCCCCACUGGAAAAUUUGUACAAAAAAAAGUGAAUCGCACAGUGCAGCAUGUCGAAACGCAAAGCGAGCUACGUGGUGGAGGAGGAUAACUAUCUGGACGAUUUGGUGCGCGACAAGCAGAACAAUCAACCCUCCACCAGCAAGCACACGCUCGAUUCCGACGAAGAAGACGACAGCGGUGAUGAUGCACCAUACAACGUGCUGGACGAUAAUGAGAUCCAGGGUGAGGAGGAUGGGAUGGCCCGCAUCGAUGGCGAGACCAAGUUCACGCCGUUCAACAUGAAGGAGGAGAUGGAGGAGGGCCACUUCGAUGCAGACGGGCACUAUCUGUGGAAGAAGCAGGUCGAGGUGAAGGACCACUGGCUGGACAACAUCGACUGGGUAAAGCUGAAGAACGACCCGAACUACAAGGAGCGCCCGGACAAGGGCGAAGAGCAGCGCGGGCUGGCCGAUAGCGAUUCGGACGGUGAGGAUGGUGAGGCGGCGGCGGCGGCCGGUGGAAAGUUCGAUGACAUUGCCACGUACCAGCAGAUGCUGGAGCUGAUGGAGCCGCGGGAAACGGUCAAACGGGCGCUGCAGCGGUUGGGCAAGGGUACGGCCAAGCUGACGACGGCCCAGCGCUGGAAGCUGAAGAAGGCGGGCCAGUCGCCGGACGAGUCGAGCGCCAAGAUCACAAAGCUGACCGAACUGUCGAACGACAUACUGACCAACAACGGCAACAUGGAUGUGUACGAGGAAACGUUCGAGAUGAUCAAGCGGAAGGUGACGGAGGCGGAAAAGCGAAAGGCAGCUGCGGCAGCCGGCCCCGGGGAGGAGCUGGACAUGUACGCGGAUGAUUUCGGCAGUCGCGAACAGAGCAAGCUCGGUGCGGGCGGUGAUGGAAAGGAGGAGAUCGCCCAAGGGUCGAACAGUUCCACCGAGAAGAAGGGGGAAGAGGAGGAGGAGGAGGAAAAGGACAAACCGUUGAUGUGGGAGUACAAGGAGCAACAGGAGGCGGAAACGAUACACGGCCCGUACACCACGGAGCAGAUGCAAAAGUUUGCCGAGGAGGGCCGGUUCACCGGUGGAGCGUUCGUGCGGAAGGUUGAGGAUGAGGAUGGGCGGUUCUACUCGGCCGCGCGGAUCGAUUUCGAGCUGUACCUGUAGGACGGUGGUAGGGGGGGGGGGGUUAGGGUACGUACAAAGCCACAAAACUACGCUUAAGCGCUUCUAACAUCUUCUUAAUAAAGUCACACACUCACACACA